AUGGAUUUUAACGAAUCCGGAGUCAAUUUCGAUGAAAUGCUUCUCAACGACGGGUUUUCGCCUCAUUUCGAUCAGUUGGAGUUGGAUGUGAGUGGUGGUUUUCCUACAAAAAUCAAUAUUUGAGUUCAGAGUCUGCUGUACGGGAAUGACGAGUCUCAGGACUCGAGUUCAUCUUCAUCAUUCGCAUUUGGUGACCAAAACGCCGGAUUCAGAUCCAGAGACGGCGGGAGUCUGGGAGAUUCGUCGUCCGACAGCUCGCCGCCGCUCAGUUGUGCCAAUUUCACGGAAAACGAUCAGGAAAUGCAGGAAAUGUGGGAGUUCGGAUUUCAGGUGAGUCAUUUCGCAAUUGGCCUUUUCAAAGAAACAUUAGUUGCAGAAUCCAAGUCCAUUUGAACCGCAAUACAACAAGCCGUCGGGAUAUCAGGAAGAAGAAGUAAUCUGCAGGACUAAUGACGACUUCAUACAUCAACAGUACGUUGAGCAUGAGGAACUCAUCGAAGAUCCAAUGGUCGCACCUCCAAAACGGAUAAUCGCUAUUCUACCAAGGCAGCAAAAUCAGAUGCAGAAUCCAGUGAGGAAAAUGGUGACGCGUCCGAUUCAGAAGAUCUAUCGUGUCAAGGAGAUACCUGCCAAUCACAGCGCUCAGACCUGCAAAAUUGCGCAGCCAGUGGUGAGAAAUAUCUUGAAAAUGUGCUCAAACUUAAUGUUUUUCUCAGUUUCAGAAUCAGCAGCGUAUGGUGCAAAGACCACUUCAACAGAAGGCUAUCUUCUACACAAAACCGGUCGAAAUGCGGCCACAACCACAAAGCGGACCACUGAUUCGUCAGACUUUCAAAAAAGAAUGCGACCAGCCACGUUUUGUUCCGAUUGCUCCAACCAGGGAUAUUAAGCAUGAAAUACAGGUACGUCGCUUUGAGAAUCUGCUAAACGAAUAUGUUCUUGUGUUCCAGCACUUCACUCCGGAACAAAACCGCAAAAUUCGGAACCGCAUGUACGCACAAGCGUCUAGGAUCCGGAAGAAGGAAGCAGAGGAAAGUCUGAGGAUGCGUGUCGAUGAACUUAGUCAUAAGAACGAGAUGCUUGUCAGCGAGAAUGCUAUUCUGAAGCGACGCCUCGCUUUUUAUGAGGUAUCGCAGUUUAUCUGUCUAUUUUUAAUACAUUUUCUCAACAUUUCAGGGAGAAUCGGCUCUUGGAGUUGGAAUCCGUCCCCUUCCUCCACAGGGAAACGCACAAAAGCAGAAGAAAAUGAUUGCAGCGGGUACUGUACUCAUGAUGUUUGGACUUUUCGCCAUUGUCUCCCCAUUCAAUGUAUUGUGAGUGGAACUAAUCACUAGGCUGCUUGCAAAAACUGCGAAAUAUUUAGAACUACUGACAACAACAUGGGAGUGCCUACUGAAAUCAUGGCAAUUGCCAACGAGACCUCUGUUGUCACGCGUCAUAGCCGAGUACUUGGAAAUGAAGGAAUCACGGCAAUCAUCACAAAGGUACUGAGGACAUUAUGACUGACAUCAACGGAAAACCGCGUUUUUCAGCCACCAGAGCCGAUUAUUCACUUUUCAAACUCAAGCCACCCGGAUUGCGAAAUGUACAAGUUGAAUGCUACGGAAACUGAACGGUACGGAAAACCCUCCGGCAUUUUCAGUCACAAAACGCACUUUUUUCAGCGUGAACAACGACAUUGAGCGCUGGGUUCAGGUUCACUCGUUCGAUAACGUUCCUAUGAAGUUCACCGGCGGUUUGCUGAACCAAGAAGCGAUGCGAAAGUUUAACGAGGCUCAGAAAGUGCAAAAAGCGUCAAUUUUUGGGCCACAAACAGCAUCGGCUCAGAAAAAAUCGGAACAAGCGGCGAUUCGUUCGAGAGAACGUACCUGGCGCCAACUGAACCUUCUGAAAACGUAUGUUUGACGGUUUUCACAACUGCUAAUCCAUAUGUUCAUUACUACAGUGGGAGCGGCGCCGCACAGGUGGACAGUGAGAAAAUUCACCGUAAGCGUCAGAACAUUGACAAGCUUGCAUCAAUCGUUCGUCAGAAGGGCGACACUCUUUACAUCAUGACACUGCAGGUGAGAAUAUUUGAUGGCCUAUAGUUAUCUUGCUAAUAUGCACAUGGAUUCUCAGGACUAUGUACUUCUUCCGUCUCUCAAAAAAGGUGCCAACUCGAUUCCCAAGCUUUCGCUUCUUCUUCCGAGUGUGCCGAUGAAUGGAACUCUUCUGGAUCAGGUAAUUACGAGAUCAACUUGAAAUAUACGCGCUUCAAAUUUUUGCCUGGAAGUCAGCAACCGGCCAAACAUAUAGGUAAAGUUCUAAAAUGCGAUAGGACAAGACACUAAACAUUAAGAAAUCUUCCCGAAAACGCGAUCAUAAAUAAAUAAUAAUACGCGAUUAAAAGUAGUACAUGAAAAAGAAAGAAAAGAAGCAAACUUGGCACGGCGCGAAGCGAGCAAUUAUUGUUCUUCUCAGUCAGGCUCAGCGAAGCAGAAUUGGACUGGGAAACGACUAGCUUUACUGGAAUGUGAAGAGAAAUUAUCACAUUAGGAGUGCCAUGAGCAGACUUGCAACAUACCAAGCCGGGCCGGGUCAAAAUUUAUAAAAAAAAUUGCGAAUUAUCGGAUUGCAAAAUGACGAGUUGCGAAACUUCGGGUACCCUCAUUUUUUGCCAGAUUUCUCAUACCAUACACAUUUCCUUGGUAGAGUCAAUUCUCGGGGACCUGUGCCGAAUCCAUGUUUUCAAUUCCCCCCAAAAGUGUUAUCCCGCAAAUGCGCUCCACCGAACUCGACACCCUAAACAGAUGUUCCCUUUUUUCAGUACACCUUUCUGCGCGUCGAUUGCGAAGUGACAGGCACCGGACAACUCACACUUUCCAGCAAGCAGCUCUCGUACUUGAUGCCUUGA
This is a messenger RNA of Caenorhabditis sp. 36 PRJEB53466, 2893 nucleotides long. The record is from the annotation of a GenBank genome assembly. Lineage: Eukaryota; Metazoa; Nematoda; Chromadorea; Rhabditida; Rhabditidae.